UCAGGAUGUCUGACUCUUUGUAUACAAGCAUGUCUAUAUUUGUCUGUCUGGGGGUCCAAGAGGCUAUGUUGGGUUUUCUGUGCCUGUGUUUUCCUGUCUGAGGACCCAAGUCAUGUCUCUGCUCCUUUUUUCUCUCUUUCAUUCAUUCCUGGACCCCACCCAUCCCCGUAUCUUCCUUUUUCUCCUUACCUACCCCUCACUCACCAAGUGGAUCCGGGACCCAGGGAGGGCCGCCCCCCGGGCCUGGUGGCGCUGAGCAGGGCCCCCCAGCCCCCACCUCCUGCCCCACGACAUGAACCUCCUCUACCGAAAAACCAAGCUGGAGUGGAGACAGCACAAGGAAGAAGAAGCCAAGAGGAGCUCCAGUAAGGACGUGGUCCCUGCAGGCCCAGCAGGGCCCGGGGCUGGCCCAGGGCCUGGGGUCCGAGUUCGAGACAUCGCCUCGCUGCGCCGCUCCCUCAGGAUGGGCUUUAUGACGAUGCCCGCCUCCCAGGAGCACACCCCCCACCCCUGCCGCAGCGCCAUGGCUCCACGCUCCCUCUCCUGCCACUCGGUGGGCAGCAUGGACAGUGUGGGGGGUGGGCCUGGUGGGAGUGGUGGGGGUCUCACAGAGGACAGCAGCACCCGAAGACCCCCAGCCAAGCCCCGGAGACAUCCCAGCACCAAGCUCAGCAUAGCAGGAUCAGGGGCAGAGACACCCCCCAGCAAAAAAGCAGGCUCACAGAAGCCAACCCCAGAGGGCCGAGAGUCCAGCCGGAAAGUUCCUCCACAGAAGCCCAGGCGAAGUCCCAACACCCAGCUCUCAGUCUCCUUUGAUGAGUCCUACCCCUCAGCCCCCUCUCCUCGAGGGGGGAACCUGCCCCUACAGCGCCUGAGUAGGGGGUCCCGAGUAGCUGGGGACCCUGAUGCUGGUGCCCAAGAAGAAGAGCCUGUGUACAUUGAGAUGGUGGGAGAUGUAUUCAAGGGAGGAGGACGAAGUGGAGGGGGCUUGACAGGACCCCCUCUUGGGGGUGGGGGCCCAACCCCUACAGCUGGUGCCGACUCGGACUCUGAAGACAGUGAGGCCAUAUAUGAGGAGAUGAAGUACCCGCUACCUGAAGAGGCAGGAGAAGGCCGGGCCAACGGGGCCCCUUCAUUGAUGGCAACCUCCCCUCCACACCAGCCUCACGCUUUGCAGACCCAUGCCCACCGCCGUCCAGCUUCAGCCCUCCCAAGCCGGAGGGAUGGGACGCCUACCAAGACCAUUCCUUGUGAAAUCCCCCCACCUUUCCCCAACCUCCUUCAGCACCGGCCUCCACUCCUGGCCUUCCCCCAAGCCAAGUCUGCUUCCCGAACCCCUGGCGAUGGGGUCUCGAGGUUACCGGUCCUCUGCCACUCAAAGGAGCCAUCAGGUUCCACCCCAGCUCCCCAAGUGCCUGCACGAGAGCGGGAGACGCCUCCCCCACCGCCUCCGCCUCCUGCUGCCAACCUGCUGCUGCUGGGACCAUCCGGCCGAGCCCGGAGCCACUCAACACCAUUGCCACCCCAGGGCUCUGGCCAGCCUCGGGGAGAGCGGGAGCUCCCUAACUCCCACAGCAUGAUCUGCCCCAAGGUGGUGGGGGCGCCGGCAGCCCCCCCUGUCCCAGCUGCCUUGCUCCCUGGGCCCCCAAAGGACAAGGCCGUGUCUUACACCAUGGUGUACUCGGCAGUCAAGGUGACCACGCACUCCGUCCUGCCAACUGGUCCACCCCUGGGUGUUGGGGAGCCAAAGACGGAAAAGGAGAUCUCAGUUCUCCAUGGGAUGCUGUGCACCAGCUCGACCAGGCCCCCUGUGCCAGGGAAGUCCAGCCCCCACAGCGGGGCCAUGGGCACAACAGCUGGAGUCCUCCACCACCGCGGCUGCCUGGCUUCCCCCCACAGCCUUCCGGACCCAACUGCAGGCCCCCUGACCCCUCUCUGGACCUACCCAGCUGCAGCAGCUGGGAUCAAGAGACCCCCUGCCUAUGAGAGUCUCAAGGUUGGGGGGGUGCUGAAUAAGGGCUGUGGAGUAGGGGCUUCAUCCCCUAUGGUCAAGAUCCAGCUGCAGGAGCAAGGGACUGAUGGGGGUGCCUUUGCCAGCAUCUCCUGCGCCCAUGUCAUCACCAGUGCAGGGACACCAGAGGAGGAAGAAAAGGAGAUGGGUGCCACAUUUGGGGCAGGCUGGGCUCUGCAGAGGAAGGUCCUAUAUGGAGGGAGGAAGGCAAAGGAGCUGGACACAGAGGUCGAGGAUGGUGCCCGAGCCUGGAAUGGCAGUGCUGAGGGUCCAGGCAAGGCGGAGUGUGAGGACAGGGGCCCUAUGGCAUCAGGGAUCCCUGUGAGGAGCCAGGGGGCAGAGGGCCUGCUGGCCAGGAUCCACCACAAUAGAGGAGGGAGUCGCACGGCGCUGCCUGUACCCUGCCAGACCUUCCCUGCCUGCCACCGCAAUGGAGACUUCACAGGAGGCUACCGCCUGGGGCGUUCUGCCUCCACCUCCGGAGUCCGGCAGGCCGCGCUCCAUACCCCCCGGCCCUGCAGCCAGCCCAGGGAUGUCCUGAGCCAGAUCCACCCCGCACUGCCGCUGCCGCUGCCGCUGGCCCUGCCCCCGCCGCCGGCCCGCGAGCGCGACGGCAAGCUCCUGGAGGUGAUCGAACGCAAGCGCUGCGUGUGCAAAGAGAUCAAGGCACGCCACCGCCCCGACCGCGGCCUCUGCAAGCAGGAGAGCAUGCCCAUCCUUCCCAGCUGGCGGCGGGGACCCGAGCCCCGCAAGUCCGGCACCCCGCCCUGCCGCCGGCAGCACACCGUCCUUUGGGACACUGCCAUCUGAGGAGGGCGGGGCGGCCGGGACACCUGGACUGGGAGGGGAAGGGGCCUACCCGGCUCUCCGUAAGACUUGCCUUGAGAGACAGAGGACGGGGAGA
Messenger RNA from Castor canadensis (American beaver), 2915 nucleotides. RefSeq names its product neuronal tyrosine phosphorylated phosphoinositide-3-kinase adaptor 1 (gene Nyap1). Lineage: Eukaryota; Metazoa; Chordata; Mammalia; Rodentia; Castoridae. The record is from RefSeq and is a predicted model, not a curated record. Gene Ontology annotation, biological process: phosphatidylinositol 3-kinase/protein kinase B signal transduction; neuron projection morphogenesis.